Messenger RNA from Ostertagia ostertagi, 1050 nucleotides. NCBI's taxonomy places the organism in Eukaryota, Metazoa, Nematoda, Chromadorea, Rhabditida, Trichostrongylidae. The record is from the annotation of a GenBank genome assembly.
AUGAAUGGAUCAGAAUGGUCUGCUCCUCCCAGAUAUAUCUAUGCGAAUGCGGGUCAAUUGCACAAGCCAAACAGUUCUACUAUCGUUGAAAACAGAAUGAUGAUGCCGAAUGAGCCACGAGUUAUUCCAAUUCGUCGGCUUGACACUAGUUAUGAACCUCGCGGAAGGGCUCCUGCUUCAUCGAAUUCCGACCAUUAUAAUAACGAAGUGACGUCCUGGAGCGAUGACAUUCGAUACGAACAAAGAGGGAAGACUGAAUACAUUGACGCCUACGAUGAAUACGAGCCUAACCAUUUUCGUGAAAGAGAUUACUCUAGAGAUAGAGAAACACGAAAUCGUGGUCGACCAGUCAACCAAACACCCGCAAGAAGUCACAGCUCACACGCAAUGGCUGUUCAUGACAGGACUUUCCGAGUGGAUGAUCCUGUAAGCACUGGUGGAGCAAUGGUGGGUGACAGAUGUGUAUGGGUUUCUGAAGGCGGCCGUCACAAGGGCACUAUAAAAUUCAUCGGCCAUCUCAAGGGACAUAGCAACCUUUACGCCGGCGUGGAUUUUGAUGAAAAAGUCGGUAAAGGUACAGGCGUCUUCCAAGGCGAGGUGCUGUUCCAAACACCAGAGGAUCAUGCGGGUUUCGUGCUUCUCUCUGCUCUGGAUAUCAUUCCACGUGCAAAUGUUACGACGGCAAACGCUCAUAAUCGACAUAUCUCGUUGAUUCAAAAACAGGCUUCCGCGGAAUCCCUUCGUGACAUGCCAUUGCCUCCUGUGCCUCCACGACCGCAAAUGCAGGCGGAAGACUACAUGAUUGACUCCUUUACCGUAGGAAGCUGUGUAGAAGUGUGCCAUCUCGGUGCUUGUCGUUCGGGAGUCAUCAGGUGGAUUGGUGACGCAAUGAGCGAUGAUCAUGAUCACAUUGAACGAAGUGCAGUAGUUGAAUUGGAUGAUGUCUCUCCCUCCGGCUGGCGUCCUGCUUACGAAGCACCUAUGUCAAGUGCAGCUGAUGUUAUGAACGGUGUUCUUGUGCCGACGUCCGCACUUGCGACGAGAUCGUAG